AUGCCUAAACACGAUUCCAUUUCGCUGGCCGAUUACGACUUGGAAUCCGGGGAAGAAGACUAUGCGUUUGCCAAUUAUGACAACGAUCGUUUCGCUGAUGAGAUGGACGAACUGGAACGCGAGCGAGAUGGCGAGGCUUCGACAGCCAAAGAUGCUGCUGCGAAGACCGUCGAUCGGAAAGAUGGAAAGACAGAGGAAGCUGCGGAGAAGAAGCCUAAACGAGUCAUGGGGCCGCCUGUUAAGUUGGACCCUGUGUGGACCGCCGGGACUGCCGGCGCUGGUGAAGGAUUUCGAGAACAUCAAGUGGCGUCCCAACGGAUGCGACGUGCGAGCAAAGAAAAUCUACAAAUUUUGAUGAGGAAAAUGGAAGCGUGGGCGCACAGCAUGUAUCCCAAGGCUCGCUUUGAUGACACGCUGGAAAAGAUCAAACAUAUUGGAAGCAAAGCCAAAGUUAAGGCUGGUUCGGGACUUCCGGUGCUUCCCGAGGAUUGCGUGGGGGCUGACUUAAUCGAAACGGACACUCCUAGUAAAAAUACGGGAAACGUUGCGGCUAACCCUAGGAUUUCUAAUAAUGCUAAAGACGAGGAUUUCGCUUGGUUUGAACAAAUGAUGGCGGAUUCUGACGCACUGGCGCAAGCACAGAUGCUUUCCUCGCUACCACUCGUGAUCGUUAGCGCUACCACUCGUGAUCGUUCGCGCAGUUUGUCGCCUGUCGUUGUGAAUCACUACUCGAAUUCCAAUCCAGAAUUGAAAGGUCAGCCUGCUUUGAAUAAGCAGAACAACAAUUACGGUUCGGAAAAAGCGCCUCUUCUUCUUUGA
Messenger RNA from Paramacrobiotus metropolitanus, 819 nucleotides. Its product is annotated as TIMELESS-interacting protein-like. Gene Ontology annotation, biological process: replication fork processing; DNA damage response. Lineage: Eukaryota; Metazoa; Tardigrada; Eutardigrada; Parachela; Macrobiotidae. Bases 1 to 819 code for a protein of 272 amino acids. The transcript has 4 exons. The record is from RefSeq and is a predicted model, not a curated record. Gene Ontology annotation, cellular component: nucleus.